AUGGAGGAAAGAUACAACAAGCAUGAUAUCAAGAACCCAUCUUUCUCUUCAUCUCUUCUGGAUGAAAUCUACCGAUCUUUUGAUGAUGGUGAACAAAAACAUCAGGAGUUGAAAUUCUAUCGAGAAACAAUGCCGAGGAAACAGAACAAAGAUACUAGUGGGAUUAAGAUUGAACGAGAAGAAGGGAUGUCAGCUCUUCAACGAGCUUGUUUGAUCGAAAAAUGGAUGGAACAGAAGGUGAGUCAAAAGCUCAUCACUCAACAGAGGAGGCAAAACCUGAAAGAAUUCGAGAGAAAAUCACAGCUUGAUCAUGAUCUUGACCAAGAUGUCCUGUUUUUGAGCUCCACUUCAACCUCUUCGGAUUCUAGCUCUGGUGGGUUCUCAUCUUCUGAUACAGAAUCCAUGUAUGGUGGAUUCUCAAGGGCUUCUUCUUUGAAUCCACCAAGGCCUAAGCCAGUCAGGACAAGCGCGUCGGCCCGGUCAGGAAAAACAGAGAGGAUUCUAUUUUAUGAACAGAGGGAAGCGCUUAUGUUCGAUGAUUACCACUACAAUUCUGCUUCAGAACAGACACCAAGGUUUGAAGAGAGCUUAAUCAAGCCCGAAUCAAGAGCCUUAAAGACUUGCCGCAAUCUAAAGAAGGUGAAACAGCCAAUUUCACCGGGUAGCAAGCUCGCAAAUUUCCUUAAUUCCCUCUUCACCACAGGGAACACAAAGAAAUCAAAGAAUUCACCUACCAUUGGAACCUUUGAUGAAGAAAGGAAACUUAACUCAGGGCAAGCAUCAACCUGCUCUUCUGCUUCAUCGUUCUCAAGAUCCUGUUUGAGCAAGCAUUCGCCAUCGACAAGGGAGAAAUUACGCAAUGGGGUUAAAAGAAGUGUCAGAUUUUACCCUGUGAGCGUAAUUGUUGAUGAAGAUUGCAGGCCAGUCGGACACAAAUCAUUAUAUGAUGUGGAAGAAUCAAGUCUAAAGUCUGUUUCUCUGCCAACAGCAUGGAAAAUUGGGAACUCACCAUCAAGAAAAAUAGAUGAUGAGCUUAAGUACCAAGUAGUGGAGAAGAGUAGGAGAAUUGAGGAAGUGGCGAGAGUGUUCUUCAAAGAUUAUCAUCAAAAUAAGAAGAAAAAUGAUGUUAUUAAGAUCGGUGUUGGCGGAAAGUACAAUGAUCGUUUCGAGGAUGACGAUGAAGAUGAGGACGAGGAUGAUGAUGCUGCAAGUUAUUCGAGUUCGGAUUUAUUCGAGCUUGAUCAUCUUGCAGUAAUCGGAAAAGAUCGUAGGUAUUCGGACGAGCUUCCUGUGUAUGGAACUACUCAUCUUGAUACAAAUCAUGCUAUUGCUAGUGGCUUGAUGGUGUAG
Molecule: messenger RNA, 1350 nt
Organism: Populus euphratica (Euphrates poplar)
Lineage: Eukaryota; Viridiplantae; Streptophyta; Magnoliopsida; Malpighiales; Salicaceae
Exons: 1
Coding region: 1-1350 (449 amino acids)
Biological process (GO): auxin-activated signaling pathway
Source: RefSeq, a predicted model, not a curated record